Molecule: messenger RNA, 282 nt
Organism: Entamoeba nuttalli P19
Lineage: Eukaryota; Evosea; Mastigamoebida; Endamoebidae
Product: antibiotic biosynthesis monooxygenase domain containing protein
Exons: 1
Coding region: 1-282 (93 amino acids)
Molecular function (GO): catalytic activity
Source: RefSeq, a predicted model, not a curated record
AUGCAAUAUCUUGUUCAAUGUCACAUUCAUAUGCACGAAGACCGUGAAUUGUUUGCUAAAAUCCUUGAACUUCAAAACAACAGUAGAAAAGAGAAGGGAUGUAAGUCUUAUUUUGUUUGUCAAGAACCUACAAACACAACACAUUAUAUGGUUAUUCAAAGAUGGGAAAACAAGAACCAAUUUGAAACUCAUCUAACUUCUUCUCAUUACAAGAAGUUCAUUGAGUAUGUCAAAACAGUCACUAAUACCCCAAUUACUUAUGAGUAUUUUGACACUAAUUAA